Molecule: messenger RNA, 2900 nt
Organism: Perkinsus marinus ATCC 50983
Lineage: Eukaryota; Perkinsozoa; Perkinsida; Perkinsidae
Product: ATP-dependent RNA helicase dbp10, putative
Exons: 27
Coding region: 17-2875 (952 amino acids)
Cellular component (GO): nucleus
Molecular function (GO): RNA helicase activity; ATP binding; RNA binding
Source: RefSeq, a predicted model, not a curated record
AAGGUUCUUUACUUUCAUGGUCCUCAUCGAGGGUACCAAUGGCCGCGACGUCGGCCACACCACCAAUAAGAAAAUCAGUGGUGGAGCCUUCCAGACCAUGGGGCUGUCGGACCCGCUAUUCAAGGCUAUCCAAAAGAUGGGAUACAAUCAGCCGACGCCAAUACAAAGGAAGGCAAUACCUGUCAUACUAGGAGGCAGCGAUGUGGUGGCGAUGGCAAGGACUGGGAGCGGGAAGACUGCAGCUUUUGUUAUACCAAUGAUACAAACUCUAAAGGGCCAUAGCGAGGUAGUGGGAGCGAGAGCUGUGAUCUUAUCACCGACACGCGAGCUGGCCAUGCAGACCAUCAAAGUCACAAGAAUGCUUGGGAAGUUCACUGACCUCCGUCUAUGCCUUAUCGUCGGUGGUCACAGCAUGGAGUCACAAUUCGACAGACUUUCGAGUAAUCCUGAUGUGCUUAUCUGCACUCCUGGACGCUUGGUCCAUCACAUGGUGGAAGCGGACUUAUCCCUGCAGCGUGUGCAGUACAUUGUCUUCGAUGAGGCUGAUAGGCUCUUCGAAAUGGGAUUCUCUGAUGACAUGCAGACUAUCCUCAAAGCCACACCUCCUUCCCGGCAGUGUCUUCUCUUCUCGGCUACACUGCCUAGCCAGCUCACACAGUUUAGUAGGGCAGGUCUGCGAUCAGACUCCACUGAGUUCAUCCGUCUCGACGUGGAGCAUACAAUAUCCGACACAUUAGAUCUGUGGUUCCUCUAUACAACAGCGGACUCGAAACCGGCAGCGCUGAUAUCGUUAUUACGCAAGCUUCAGUCGAUGGGGAACGCGAAUGCAGACAGCUCGACGGCCGUUGUAGCAGCUGGCAAAGGCGGAAAGAAGGCCCGGUCUCCGAAGACUAUAGUGUUCGUCGCGACCCGUCACAAUGUAGAGUUCUUCGCAUCAUUGCUCACACAAGUUGGCAUCACCAACGCUCCUAUCUACGGGUCCAUGGACCAGACUCAGAGGACUUCCAGCCUCUCCAAGUUCCGCUCGGGAAAGGCAUCGGUGUUGUUGGUGACUGAUGUGGCCGCUAGAGGCAUCGAUAUCCCCCAGUUGGACUACGUUAUCAACUACGACUUCCCAUCAAGCUCCAAGCUCUUUGUGCACAGAUGCGGAAGAACUGCCCGAGCUGGUGCCAAGGGCUUGUGCGCCUCCCUGGUCACUCACGAUGACAUGCCCUAUGCUGUUGAGCUUAUGCUCUUCCUAGGUAUGCCUUCCCAGUUCCUGGGUCGGAAGCUCGGUCUGCAGCCUCUAGGUAGCGAUCAUCCAUUCCCUGCUGAAGGGGAGGUGGGAGGUGAUGGAGUUGAUGAAAAGAGGCUCUGUGUCAUUGGUGGCAUCCCCAGUGUACAGGAGGAGGUCGAGACAGUUCGCAGACUCGUAUCAGGAGAUGCUGAACUGGCUUCUUUGCAGAGGUCGAUGAUGAGUGCUUAUCACUUGUACUAUAAGACCCGUCCAGCAGCAUCGAACCAGAGUGUAAGGCGGGCGAAGCUGAUACUCAGAGCUGAGGCGGGAGGACCUCAGAGGCUCUUGGAUACGCCACACCCAGCUUUCAGAACAGCGGCUGACCUUGGUUCCCAGAGUGUUGAGGAUGUUAAGGAGAAGCUCGACAUGAUAGCGCAGCUUCGUAGGUUAAUGUUCGUCUCUGGCUGGUCGUUCCGUCCUUCCCAGCAGCCCAAGAUGGCUGGGAGUACGACUGUUAUCAAACCGGAAACGAUGGCUGAGAUAUCCCAGCAUGUGGUAGCACCGAGACAAUUGCGGCAUGAUCUCAAGAAGAUGUCGCGAGCAAAGCAACAGGUGGAGCAUCAUAAAGAAGGAGAGAGUGACGAUAGUGAAACGGAGGAACUCGAGAACGUUGAAGUUGCGCAAGCUGGUGAGAAGAGGGCAUUGCCUCUCCCGCAACAGGCUGAUAGACAGACUCACAGGCUCAGUAAGAGAGCUAGGAAGAAGCUUGAGAAGGGCGGUGGUCUGCCGCAGCCCGGGGAAGAGGUCGAUGGGAGGGAAAAAUCCUCUUAUCACUUUGAGGAGGGUGUGAGUGUAUUCAACCAGACGACGUGUCGAUCUAAUGAGUUCUAUCUUGGCUCCGUUGAUGCCGACCCAGAAUCUAUUGAGGCGAAGGAGAGGGAGAAGCAGUUGGAUAUUGAGAAGGCCCAGCUGGACUUGGUACCUGAUGAUCGAGAGUCAAUGACUAAGGCGAAGAGCGUUAUGCGAUGGGACGCAAAAAAGAAGAAGUAUCUUCCAGUGAUGGUCGCUGGUGAUGGUGGAGCUCCGAUUGCAUCUAGGAAGCGACGUAAUGAGGCUGGCAAGUUGGUGAGCGGCGAGAUGGAGAAGAGCGACAUAUACUCUAAAUGGUUGAAGUCGAGUCACAAGAGGAUACAAAAGGUUGGAGAGCUUGAGGAUAAGCAGAACACAGCAUUCACGGCGCCGAAGAAGGCGAUCACCAUUGAGAGUGACCACGAGGAUGGUGGAGAGGAUCGGGCAGGUUCAGCUGGGGGAGCGAGGAUGGUGAAGGAGUUCCACGGCGAAGUCCAGAAAGAGUUUCUCACGAAUAAGCAGAAACGGCAUCUCGCAAAGCAAGAUAGAGUGAUGAAUCGGGUUGGAGUGACGUCGAGAGGCGACAACGCUAAGGAUGAGCUCCUGCGUGCCAGCCAGAUCGCUAAGAAUCGGAAGAAGAAGACCAUGACGAAGAUCAUGCAGGACCCCAAGAGGAGAAAGGCUUUCGCAGCUAAGAGCAAGGCUGCCUUCCGAGCGAAACAGGCUGAGAAAUUCGCCCAGCGUGGUGCACCGAGGAGAUCCUUCGCCGUUGGUGGCAACAGUGGAGGGAAAGGGCGGGGACGUCGAUGAUCAUGAUGAUAACGGGCGAUCGUGC